Molecule: messenger RNA, 604 nt
Organism: Drosophila eugracilis
Lineage: Eukaryota; Metazoa; Arthropoda; Insecta; Diptera; Drosophilidae
Product: neuropeptide-like 3
Exons: 2
Coding region: 79-432 (117 amino acids)
Source: RefSeq, a predicted model, not a curated record
CGGCGAGGCGUCAACACAGACCCACAGUUCAGUAGUUCAGCCAAUAGCUAGCGCACCAGGAUCGCAAGGAUUAGCAAAAUGUACAAGUUGGUGGUGUUCUUCGCUCUUCUCGCCAUUGUGGCUGCCCGUCCGGGUUACCUGGAGUCUGCUCCGUUGCUCCACAGCUAUGCUGGCCCUGCCAUUAUCCAUGAGCCAGCCUUGGCCAAGGUGGGCGCCAUCAUCAAGACCGUUCCCAGUGCCGUUUCCCAUCAGAGCAUCAGCCAGGUGCACAGUUCGGCCCACAUUAUCCAGCCGAUUGUGGCUCCUGUCCUGAAGACCUAUGCCGCUCCCAUCAUCAAGACCUAUGCGGCUCCGGCACUCCACACGACCCUCCUGUCAUCUCCUUGGGGCGGAAAUGCUUGGGCUGGACAUGGCUGGGCUCCAUCCUGGUAAAUUAAAGGAAUUAGGGACUGACGUCCGAGGUCCUGGAAGGCAUUGCGUGGGCUAGCAACUUCAGCUUACCCCCAUCCCGAUCCCAUGCUUACACUCUCUACCCUGCUGUUUUGUUUUUCUUCUUACACAUUUCGACUGAUGUAAAUAAAUCCAUGUUUCAUGCUCAACAUAA